Musa acuminata AAA Group (dessert banana) is the source of this 3668-nucleotide messenger RNA. Its product is annotated as pentatricopeptide repeat-containing protein At3g26782, mitochondrial-like. Gene Ontology annotation, molecular function: protein binding. The record is from RefSeq and is a predicted model, not a curated record. NCBI's taxonomy places the organism in Eukaryota, Viridiplantae, Streptophyta, Magnoliopsida, Zingiberales, Musaceae. Bases 193 to 1665 code for a protein of 490 amino acids. The transcript has 2 exons.
CCAUCACCAGAUGAAGGGCAGAAAAAAAAUCUUUAAUUAUUUGUCGAUCAAAUCCAAGAUAUGUCAUCAGAUUCUCAGACUGCCUGCUCUUAAGUUUAUUAAUCCAUCAGUGUGUUAUUUACGUUUGCAAUCCUCUUCCUCCAUCGAAGUCGAUCUCUGCGCUGAUGUUGAUUGGGCACGUCACGCAAGUCCAUGAGAUCGAAUCGAGUCCGGUUGCUGAACCACAGAAUCAUCAAGGACCUAACAGACGGCGGUUUCUUCGAGCAAGCCCUCCAUGCUUACCGAUGUCUUCGUCUUUCCGACGUAAAGCCCGACAGAUUCACAUUCACGUAUGUGCUCAAGUCCUGCGUCGGCAUUUUAGCUAUUGAUGAAGCGAUGUCGAUCCACUCCCACAUCUUCAAGUGUGGUUUCGUAUGCAAUUUGCUUAUCACUAAUUCCUUGAUAGAAGUGUAUUCUAAUUUUGGCGCGUUAAGCUCCGCCCGGCAGUUGUUUGAUGAUAUGCCUCAGAGGAACUUGGCUUCCUGGAACUUAAUGAUUUCUGGCUACGGGAAGAACGGUCACUAUAAGGUAGCCUUGGAGCAGUGUAGUUAUAUGAAGCAUGAAGGAUUAGUAUUAGAUAAAGUGGGCGUAAAGAUUGUUCUUCCGAUAAUUGGCCAUGUGAAAGCCUUUAGUCUGGGUAAAUGCAUUCAUGCUCAUGUCAUCAAUACUGGUUUAUCUAAAGACACAGCUGUAGUGACUGCUCUUUUAGACAUGUAUUCGAGAUGUGGAGAAUUUCGUGCUUCGAGCCACCUCUUUGAUGAGAUAUCGCACAAGGAUGUCAUAUGUUGGAAUGCAAUGAUCACCGGGUACUCUCAACUUGGUAAACCUCUUUUGGUUCUUGAGCUCUUUAAGCGAAUGCUGUUCGAAGGCUUCGGGCCAAGCAUUCCUACCAUAUUUCUUCUACUUCAUGCUUGCACUGUUCUAUCUGUUAUCCAAGUUGGAAAGUGUAUGCAUGGCUAUAUCACAAAGCUUGGUUUCAGUUCAGAUGUUUCUGUAAGCGGACUUCUGAUAGACAUGUACUCUAAAUGUGGAGAGUUGGGUUCUGCUUCUCGUGUUUUCGGUGAGUUGUCCAGAGGGAAUGUUCAUUCAUGGACUUCCAUGAUUCAUGGUCUUGGCAUGCAUGGAUAUGGUAGGGUUGCUCUGAUGGCAUUUUUUAAGAUGGUGAAGAUGGGCAUUGUUCCUGAUGGCAUCUGCUUCCUUGUCUUGCUAGCUUCUUUCAGCCACUGCGGAAUGAUGGAGGAAGGGCAUAAAAUAUUCUAUUACAUGGUAUCACAAUAUGGUGUCCAGCCUAGUAUGGAGCACUAUGCAAGGAUAGUUGAUCUUUUUGGGCGGGCAGGAUACAUAAAUGAAGCAGUGGGGUUUCUAUCGCAGAUGCCAAUAGAACCGGAUAGUACUGUCAUGGGGGCUUUACUUAGUGCAUGUAGAAUUCAUGAUCAUAAAGAGACGCAAGAAGUAUUUGAGAGGUUCUUCGAACCAAAGUGGUCAGCUGCAGGUCUCUACAAGGUCUUGUUGGGCAUUCAUGCAUGCAGGGGCCGUUGGGAUGAAGUCAUUAAGAUCAGAAGGUUGAUGAAAGAGAGGGGCUUAAAGGGUACCUCCGGAUGUAGUUUGAUAGAAUUAAAUCCAUGAAGUUUGACAAUGAUUUCAGAAUUUUAUCACAUAUUUCUCAUGUGAUGGAAGCUGAGACAUUUAAUUUAGUUUUUUUCUUCUUCUCAUUUAUCCUCUUCUUCCUGACACAUAGAUUAGGUAAAAAAGAAGCCGAAAGAAAACCCAAAGAACUCGUGUUAAGAUCAGGUUCAUAUACAUGUUCUAGAAGAGCAAAAUUCAAAUUAUAAUGUCAGGUUGAACAGUUAAGCUAACUUUUAAUUUUAUAAGAAUCUGAUGAAGAAGAUGCUGAACCAGGCUCGAAUGGGGCACUGUUGUUGUCAUCUCACUUGUUCUGGAUGUAAAUGCAUUGGGAAGGUUACCAUCCUGAAUCUUGAAGCUCAACGGUGACUGAGCUUCCAGAUGGAAACAGAGCCAUGCCCAUUUAAAUCUAUGUGAUUUUGGAGGUCUCAAUCACUGGAAUCCAGCAUGAUUUGAUGGAGAUCACAGCAAGGAUCUCUUUGUGCACUGAUGAGCAAGGAGCAGUUGUUAGCAGUUGUUACGGUUGCGGACAAGAAGAUCCAUAUGUAUAAUACAUUAGUCUAUGAAGCUCUAGUUUUUGAGGAGCAUACCAGUUUGGCACUAUGUCACCCUUGGGAGUCCACACACACCAGAGGCACCAGAGAUCUCUCCAGAUUGCUUGGGAGGCACAUCACUUAUAUAACAUUCUUGCAGCAGUUCCGGUCGGAAAUGUGUUAAAGAGUGCCACUGGAGGACAUUUUCAGAGGACUGAGGAAGUUGAUGUGGCUUCGGGUAGGUGUGAGCUUAGAGAUGUGGAACAAGAAUUUGGAGUAGUCUUAGAUCAUGCACAUACACCAGAUUCUCUGUCCAGACUUUUGGACACUGUUGCAGACCUAUGGCCUGCAGACUCGUCUUCGGUAUGCUACUUUUCAAAUGCAUUUUCCUUCAUAUCUUCAGAUUCAUACAUUUGGUUCUUUUACUUCAUGUCGGCAAUACUUAUGUGCUAAAAUGAUUCCUUGUUUGCUCUUAGACAUCAUACUUCAUGAACUUCUGCUGAAUAACUCAAUUUCCCUGGCUGAUUGUAUAAAAGAUUACAGUCUUGAUACAUUUUCAUGGAAAAUUUUGGAAAAUAAGACUAGUAUCUUUGGCAGGUAGCAAGAGCUAAACGUCUGAUUCAAAUAUGUAGAACAAGGGUCAAGAGUAAUACAUGAUAAAAACAAGUACAUAAAAUCAGGUUGAAUUUUUUCACUUAGUUUCAAAUUUUUACUUAUUUAAGCAAAUAGUAUCAGGCUUUAUUCACCGACAAAAUUUUCUCUCCUAGGUCAAGUGUACUUCUACGGUAGUGUUUGGACUUGAGUGUUCAGCUGAAUGGUUGAAUUUUUCCUCACAAUGUAAACCAUUCGUCACACUAAAUGGAUGACAAUAUUUUAUUAAUCAAAGAGGGAAAAAUGGUUCUAGUCUUGCAUUUCAAUGCUUCUCCUAUGAUUUCUUAAUUCUUAUUUGUUAAUCUAGAUUAGUCCUUGACUCUUAUCUAGUAAAAAGUUACACUACUGUAAUGUAAUUAAAUUUGUCGAGGUUCUUUGGUAGACAUGAACAAGUUUGUGAUAUGUUGGUGCCUUUUCAGUAAUCGAUGACUGGUUUAUUGGCUAUAAUUUGUCAUUUUUCCAUGUAGAUGGUGAGCACUUAUUGCUGUUAUUGGAUGUUGAGAGAAGGAUUGGUUUGGUGCACAUACCUUAUACAUAUGAAUAAAAAUUGAGAAGAAACAUGAUAAUAAAACUACAGUUGUUAUUGUUAUGUUAACUACAGUGCCUUUGUAUGAUUUGUUGGAUAGAUCAUUUUCCCUAUUUUCCUGAUAAAAUUUAAAAAAAGAGAGAAAAAUCAGCAUCAUUGUCAAGAACUCGAAGUUUGGCUUUUUAAGUCAAACAAUUAUUCAUAUUAUGGCAUUUAGUUAAAGUGAAAAUUCAAGCCAUUUUACCCUUCCUUAUAGUAUUUUACUAUUUUAAACAGAAGAAUACUGCUUUGAUACA